This is a messenger RNA of Fusarium verticillioides 7600, 2016 nucleotides long. RefSeq lists its product as hypothetical. Gene Ontology annotation, cellular component: mitotic spindle; DASH complex; mitotic spindle pole body. Gene Ontology annotation, biological process: attachment of spindle microtubules to kinetochore. The transcript has 4 exons. Bases 65 to 1297 code for a protein of 410 amino acids. Lineage: Eukaryota; Fungi; Ascomycota; Sordariomycetes; Hypocreales; Nectriaceae. The record is from RefSeq and is a predicted model, not a curated record.
UGUUGUUCCAUUUGUUUAUAUUGAACCUUCAACACUGAACCAUAGCAACCUACCCAUAACGAAAAUGUCGCGACAAAGCGUAGCAGCGCGCAAUCUGUCUCUCACUGAAGAGCUUGAAAGACUAGAGCAGUCAAUCACUCUGACUCUUCAAGAAAUCGAUCACAACUUUAGCAAAUCGCAUCGCAUAGUAACAACAAGCAUCCUACCGCUAGUAGAGCAGUAUGGAGAACACUCCCGCGCUGUUUGGGAAGCUUCAAAGUUCUGGAAGCAAUUUUUCGAAGCAUCGGCCAACGUAUCUCUCUCCGGUUAUGAAGAGCUCGCCAACGACGACGAAAGCGAAAACGUGGAAGAAAGUACCGCUAUGAGGGAAGAUAUAACAGAGGAAUACACAUCUCAGCAUCACGAAGAUGUCACCGCCACAACCGGCAUCGAGCAAUCUACCUUCCAGGCCGAGGACUCCCUCCUUGAUGAUGCUGAGCUCACAGGAAGCACGCCUCGGCCUGGAAAGACGAAGACACGAUUUUCUGAUAUGGAAUCUCCAUACGAAGCUAUGAAACGCGAGAUGGAAGGAGAGGGAAACAAUACCACAGUCCUAGAUGAUAACGAGGAUUCGACUGUCUUGUUCGCCCAACACACCGCUAGACUCCCCGAUAUGUCAAUGACUCCGCAGGCCCAGCGCGACCACACAAUGACCGGCGAGCAGUCUGUUCAGGCCCAUAAGGAUCCUUUACUUCACCGUGUUCUCGACAAGAACUAUCGCAUUCAGGCAACUCCGCACAAGCCCGCCCUUCGCAUCUCUCCACUCAAGAGCGCACAACGCAAGAAGGACGCCCCCACGUGGAACGACUCACCAGGCUCCUCGCCCGAAAUGGCAGUGCCGACUCUACGCAGUGAAGUUUUCAUGUCGCCCUACAAAAGUAACGCUCGACAACGUCUUGCGGCGGCAACGCAGGGUCCUCGAACACCUGGUGUUAGUGUUCAGACGCCAGCGACAGCACGUAAGACGCGGGACGUCUUCGCUGAUGACACUGUCACAGCCACUGGAAAGGAUAAGUAUGAGAUCGACUGGGAUAGUGAUGAAGGGGAUGAGGAUAUCGAUUUAUAUGCAGGCAUGAGCCCGCCCAAGACGAUACAGUUUGCGCUGCCUCCUUCGAAGCUCUUGCAAACACCUGCACGUGAAGCCAGCCAAAGGAUUGUUGGCGACAUUCUACUGGAUGCUGGAGCCGAUCCGAACUCGUCCCAAUACAGCCCCUCUAUGGUGAAGAUGAACGAAGAUAUUUUGAACGAUAGUUUCUAAAAGCCACAGCUCUCAAAUCUAAUGAAUGAACAGUUGUUUAUUCCCCCAUUCCGAAGACUCAUCGAGUAUGAGAACAGUCCUGCAUUUCAACCAAAGAUACCCUUCACCCCUUUGCAAUUAUGUGCCCGUGUCCUUCACCAUAUUUUCAGUCCGCUUUCUAAAUCAGCACCAUGUCCCAGGCCUUGAGUUCUAUCGACUACAUACUGAAUCGAAUCUGUGACCUGAGGGCCUGUUCUUGGAGCUUCUUGGUAUCGACUUCUGUCCCAUUCUUUUCCUUCUGAUCCUUUUUGCAAAGGGGCGCGGACGAGGAAAAGGUAGCAAUAGAGGCAGUUUCAGGAUCAGCGACCUUGGAACUGUUGUAUUUGGUAAAAUCUACCUGGGCUACAUUUACAUGUUAGUCAAGUUCAGCUUGCUGAAAACAUGAUGCUUACAGUCUGAGGUUGUGGGAACAUUGUUGCCUGAGUUGUUGGGCAUAUUGAAGGAUGUGAAGGAGAUUGGAAGUGAUUGGGCAGUUAUAGACAAGGCUUGGAUUAAAAGACUAAGCUUAAUAGUUUGUAUUGUUGUUCUUAGAUGGAACUCUCGAUUGCUUCUGCCUGAGAAUGAAGUCCAUAAGGCGUCGCAUCUUGAUUGUUAUAUACUCAAUCCUAGCAAUACAACUUGCAAGACACUCUUGUUACGAUGACUACGAACGAGGGAAGACCACUAAGGUUCGUGCGAAG